Molecule: messenger RNA, 3611 nt
Organism: Folsomia candida
Lineage: Eukaryota; Metazoa; Arthropoda; Collembola; Entomobryomorpha; Isotomidae
Product: GATA zinc finger domain-containing protein 4
Exons: 4
Coding region: 446-1339 (297 amino acids)
Source: RefSeq, a predicted model, not a curated record
AAGAUUCUUUGUAGAAAAUUUUAAUGUUAUCAGUUAAAAAUGCAUAAAACAAACAAGCAACAUGCAGUGUUAGAACCCUGAUUCCAUGAAGCACCACUCACCCUCUAACACAUGAAUAAUAUUGUGUAAGGUAAAACACUGUCAUGAGAGUGAGCUCAACGUGAACUUGGAACUUGGCUCAUGGGAUUUGAUGGAUAAAGAAUUGCAAUGUAGGAGCAAGUUGGAUAUAAAUUUGCGCAGUAGUUUUCCAGCUAGUUCCGGCUGAUGGUACCAAUUUCCUCCGUUAUCAAUUGAUUUCCUGGAAGUACGUACGUAAAAUUUCCCAAUAACAAACUAGCAGAACUUAAAACAUUACACAAAAACUCAAAUUUUGUGUCAUACAGAUAAAAUUGAGCAUAAAAUUAUAAAUAACUUCGCCCCCGUGAAAUUUAUAAUUGUCGGAAGUAUGUUGGCUUCCGUCUUAGCUGCCGGGUUGGACACCCUGAUUACGGGAAACAAUAGCAACUCUAAAAUAAGUGGGGACAACAAUUCGGGAAAUGUUGAGGGGAAUUCGAACACGAAAUUACUCAGUGAAUCGUCUAAACUAAGCAUUUUCAAUAAUUCAAAUUCUAACCUCAACUUUGCAAAUGUUUCCGCAAAAUUGACCAACUCGAGUAACAGUCAUGUUACGUGGAAAAAUGGAGAUCUGAAUGUGGACAAUUGCUCUAAUUCAGAGCUUAAUGGCGACCUGGUCGAUGGAAAAUGCAACUUUAGCUCGAAUUCAAAUUUUAAAUUUGUUGGAAAGGGCGCAGUUUCCUGUGAAUUUAAGGAAAAUUCAAAUACGGAUGCAACCCUUUCGGAAGGUGGAUCUGUCAAGGCGGUGGACAAUUCUAACCUAAAAAUCAGUGGGGGCAGUCAAAAUCUGCAAGUCGAGGGGACAUCAAACUUGCAUAUUAGAAGCACUCCGUUUCGAAAUCGAUUUCAAGUCGUGCAGCGAAACAAUUGGUUCAACUGGCUGCCUAGUUUUGGACGAGCAGCAUCAUCCGAGUGUAAGUUGGAGAAUCUCACGUACGAGUUGGAUUAUGCCAAGACAGGAAAAAUUAUAGGAUCGAAAUAUUUGGCGGGGGAUUUUUCCUUUGACGUGACCACCUCCAAAGAUGAGGUCAAAGUUCAGCUCAGCCCGGAUGGAAACCCGAGGGAUGUCAGGAUUGAUAAGGUUAACGGGAAAAGCGUGCUAUUUUCGGGAACGGGAGCGGAUGGAAAUCGCCAAGAGUUGGAGAUUCAAGGACCCAAAACCGUUUCCGUGAAGGAGGAUGAGAAAACCGUGGUGAUCAACUUGUGUGAUAUGGCUGGCCUGUAAUUUAAAUCUUUCAAAUAUUUAAUAUUUAAUUUUAAAUAUUUAAUUACAUUUUUUCAAAGAAUGGCAAGUGGUUGAUAUUAAUAUAUAAAUCUCUCUAAUUCUGUGAAUAGUAGAAGCUAUUGAACUGAUAUUUUUACGGAGCUAUUUAUAAUUCAUACUUUACAUGACAAAAUUCAGUACAAAAUUUUGCAGAUUAUAUUGAAGAAAUUCACAUAGUCAUUGGAAACUUGUAAAAUCUGUAAGUUUAGGAAAAUUAGUAUUUUGGGUAUUUGAUUGAACAUUUUACAUAAAUAUUUCGGGGUUUUUAAGAACAUAUUUAUCCGGACUCUGGUAAUAUGUUAAGGAGUAGGAAAAGACCAGUAUUUUCCGAAACAUAAAUAUGAGGUGUGCCCAAGUCAAAUGUUGUGUUGCAACAUUCCAGUAGGUGUGCCUUUGUGAAAAUCUUUAAAAUGACGCACUUCCCUUAAGAAGAUUUUCAAUAUUGGACGGACAGAGUCUGGUCGCCAGACUAAAAUAUAACUUUAAAUCUCGUGGCACAAGGCCAUUGCAAUUUAGUUAAUUUUGUAACUUUGCAAGGGUCCUUUCCUUGCAAACUAAAAUAUUGUAAUCUUAAAGUAAACGUAAAGUUUGUUCAAACCAGACUAUAGAAAUUUUCCACAUCGCUUACGGAAUUUUGAACGUAUGUAUGUAUGUAAAUAAAUAUGCGUACUUUCCAGAAAACUAAUUGUAAGUCUGGAAAUUAUACAUUUGCAUACAUAGGGUUCCAUAGGAAAGUAAAGAAACACUUGAAAAAGUAUAUUUAUUUGUCUGAAAGAAAAUUUGUCACUGAGUUGGAACGCGGUAGUUUUGUAGUCCAUGCGAUUGACUAUCCAAAUCAGAAAACCGGAAGUCGAUAUCUCGAUUAGUUCAAAAAUGAGAACAAAAAAUUCAGAGGAACUCGCAAAAAAAUUUUGCCACUACUACGAAAAAGUGUGCGAGCGCGUCCGGAUAAUGGUUAAUAGCCACUUCGAAAAAGAAAAAAUUCAUAAUGGGGCAAUUUGCAGAGUUUUAGAUAUGUAUGAGGGGAGGAGGAAUGCUGAAUUCAAAAAAUUAAAAAAUCGCCCUGCUCGUGUAGCGACCCCCAAAGUGAUACGUAGAGUUCAGAAGGAAAACAAAAAUAACCUUGGGAUAUCAGAUAGUAAUUUGGGCUACAAAUUGAAAAUAUCAAAAUUAAGUUUACAUGACAUUAAACCUACGAAGUUGGGGGUCAAAUUCUAUAGGGCGACAUCUGCACCAAAGUACAACCAAGGUCAGCAAAAAAGAGCAAAGUCCAACUCUCGGCAGAAUGCUGAAAAACGAGUCAAGCAAAACAUGCCCGUGAUUCUGGUCAUAAACGAUGAGACCAAUUGCUCGAAUGAUCCAGAUGAAGUCCCUGGGAGGAAGUACUACUCAUGUACUAAUAAGAAAACGUUUAAAGAUUCCUUCAAAUCCCGUGCGUUUCUGAGACUUGGGAUCCAUUGGGGAAUCUGAACAGUAGAUGGAUCCUAUAGGAUCCCUUAUGAUUACAGUAUAUUUCCAAUAAGAUGUGAUGCAUAUAUGCAUUUCAUGUAAAAAAUCCAAUUGGAAAUUUUUAUACAGGAAAAUGACUGCUAGGUCCCCAAUGGAAUUGCUAACGUUAACGGGAUCUGAUUGGAACAUACUUGCAUUACAAAACUCAAUAUCCCAUCUGAAUUAAUCAUAUUGGAUUUAGACGAAAAGGCAUGAAAUAUAUCAAGCAUCCCCGAUAAAUACGUACUGAUUGGCAUAUUUGGAAUUCACUCCUCGUCAUGCUUUUUUAGUUUCUCUUUGGUCAGCCUAAAUUACUCGCUCUGGUCAAUUUUCUAUUCUUUGAAAUAUACCUGCGGUGACAUGACCCACGCCGUCGUAUGUUGGGAGGACGAAAACUAUUUUGAAUUCGGAACAACGUUCGAAGAUGUAUCGACCCUAUCCGAUUUAAAGCAUUAAAGGAUUACACAACGGAAAUUUUCGGCCUGAAGCCAAAUACUGUUGAGUGGUUAACUUUUGAAAAGAAGCUUCACAAUAUUCCUGGGGAUGCCAGAAAGAAGAUGAAUCGUCUCACAGGUCUGGCUGGAAAUUCUACGAUCACGUCGCCGGAAUUCAGUUGUUCGAAUUCCGAUGAUUUAGAAACGAGAGUUGAGGAGUAUCUCAACUUGGUAGGGGAGAAUUAAGAAUAGUAUAAAAUUUAUUAAUUGGAUUCUUGUAUAAAUAAAUACAUUGAGUUUUUAAUAGUCGA